Molecule: messenger RNA, 2838 nt
Organism: Olea europaea var. sylvestris
Lineage: Eukaryota; Viridiplantae; Streptophyta; Magnoliopsida; Lamiales; Oleaceae
Product: digestive organ expansion factor homolog
Exons: 25
Coding region: 167-2443 (758 amino acids)
Biological process (GO): maturation of SSU-rRNA from tricistronic rRNA transcript (SSU-rRNA, 5.8S rRNA, LSU-rRNA)
Cellular component (GO): small-subunit processome; nucleolus
Molecular function (GO): U3 snoRNA binding; rRNA binding
Source: RefSeq, a predicted model, not a curated record
CCCAAAAAGAAAAAGACGAUACGUUAAACCUCUCCAGAAGCCAGCAUUCCGUCCCCACCACCGCCGCCGGCUCCGUCCCAAUUCCCAACUGUCGCGGCGCUCCACAAUCUCCUCGGCCACGUCGUUUCUUCUCUCUCUGUCAGUGUUAGUGCGUGCUAACAUCACAAUGGGGAAGCAAGGGUUUGCUCGUAAACAAGGGUUUAAGAGGCUGUCUAAAGCAGAUACAUUAUCAAAGGAAGAAAAUUUAAGACGAAAUCGCCGUGCCAAUGACGAAAAGUUCACACCAAGCUCCUCUCAGAGUGACGACUCAGGGGACUUGUUGGAGGAGCACAAAGAUGUAGCUUCUGAAGAUGAAGAAUCAGGAAAAAUUGUUUAUAGAGAGCCAAGUAUGUAUGACAAUUUGUUGAAGACAUUGGGGUCUCGAAAUGAAACUGUUGCCAAUGCUUUGAGAAGAAGGCAAAUAGAAGGGAAAAGUGACACAGAUGAAGAUGUAGUUGGGGAUAUCGAAUCUUCUAGCGAGUCUGAGGAACAGCAUGAUGGUUCAGGAAAUGAUAAAGGGUCUCCCUGGAGUAACACUUUUGUGAAAGGAUUAAAAGGUUCUGAAAUGGUUGAUGGUAUGGAACUGUGUGAAGAUGUUGUGAUUGAUGAUGAUGGACUAUAUGACACGGAUGAAGAAAGUGAUGUGAGAAUGAGUGGUCAAUCCAUAUCUGAGGCAUCUGUGAUCACAAGUACUUUUGCAAAUCAUUUGGAUUACAAGUUGUCAAAAGAAGAGAUUGACCACUUAUUGAUAAGGAAAUGGAGCUAUUCAUGGAAGAUGCCUGCUUUUAAUAUGUCAAAAACCUACUGGAGAGGAACAGGUGUAUGCCCAGUUGAGGAUUUGGACUUGGAUUCACAUUAUGGUCUCAAGCCAAGGUUAUACAAGCAUUGGUUGGAAAUGUACGAUGCAUCUAAAGGCAGCGAAUUUCAUAAAUCUAAACAGAGAUUGUUUUUCUCCAUUUGCAACAGCUAUCAAGAUAUAAUGCACCAUAACAAGAAGCCAUUUUAUCUCAAAGGUCAGGAAGAAGAUUCAAGUAUCAUGGAUGCUUACCUAGUGCAUUCUGUGAAUCAUAUUCUCAAAAGUAAAGAUCUCAUGACAAAAAAUGAAAGGAAACUGGCUAAGAAUCAAGAUAUUGUGGAGGAUAAAAUUCUUAACGGCAGUGCUUAUCUCGACCGUGGGUUUACUCGUCCUAAGGUUUUGGUUCUUUUGCCUUUAGCAGGCAUUGCACGACGGAUUAUUACGAGGUUGAUCCAGUUGACUCCUUCCAAGAACAAGGCUGAUGUGGAAAACAUUGGACGCUUUAAUGAGGAGUAUGGUUCUGGAAGCACUGAAGACCAGUAUGAAGAGGAUGACUUAGAAAUAUCUAAAUCUAAGAAGUCCACAAAACCUUCUGACUUCCAAGCAUUGCUCGGUCGAGAUAAUAACAAUGAUCACUUCAUGAUAGGCAUAAAGUUUACCAAGAAGAGUAUGAGGUUGUAUAGCGAUUUCUAUAGUUCAGAUAUGAUUGUUGCUUCUCCCCUUGGUUUGUACACUAAAAUUGGGAAGGCUGAAGAUGGAAAGGAAGAAGAUGUUGAUUAUCUUUCUUCUAUUGAGAUCUUAAUCAUUGACCACGCGGAUGUCAUGAUGAUGCAGAAUUGGUCCCAUGUGAAGACUGUUGUUGAACAUUUGAACCAAAUACCGUCUAAGCAGCAUGGAACUGACAUUAUGCGCAUAAGGCCGUGGUAUCUAGAUGGGCAAGCACGCUACUAUCGGCAAACAAUAAUUUUAGGUUCUCACUUGAACCCAGACAUCAAUACACUGUUUAAUCAGCAAUGCUUUAACUACCAAGGAAAGGUAAAAUUGGAAUGCAGUUAUAAAGGUGUUCUCCCAAAAAUUAUGCUUCAAGUACGGCAGAUUUAUGAGCGUUUUGAUACAAAGUCAAUAUUGGAGGCUGAUGAUGAUCGACUUGAAUAUUUUGCUAAAAAGGUGUUUCCCAAGAUAAAAGAUUCUGUCCAGCCUGGGGUUAUGAUAUUCAUUAGUUCGUACUUCGAGUUCGUUCGACUUCGAAAUUUUUUGAAGUCACAGGGUGCAUCCGUCUGCUUGUUUGGAGAGUACACUAAACAGAAGGAUAUAUCCAGUGUACGAGGCCAGUUUUUUAGGGGAGAAAAGAAAAUCAUUCUUUAUACUGAGAGAGCUCACUUCUAUUAUAGAUAUAAGAUUCGCGGUGUUCAGAAUUUAAUUAUCUACUCCCUUCCAGAGAGGAAAGAAUUUUACCCAGAGAUUGUUAGUUUUCUGGAAGAGUCUGAUAACAUGAACUGCACUGUCUUAUUUUCUCGUCUCGACUAUCUUCGGCUUGAGAGAAUUGUUGGUUCUGCUGCUGCAAAAAGGAUGGUCAGCUCAGAGAAAGGCAUAUUUGUUUUCGCUUAGACUUUCUACAAGCUGAAGUUUAUUUAUCGAGGAGCUCGGUUUCUGGUGGACUUGCCACUGCGUUUAAUGGCAAUGAACAUUGGACACAAGCUUUCUUUCUUAAGAAGCUGCAAGCUCUCACCAUCAUCACUAGUUGAAGGUGCAUAUAUGUUAUAAGAGCAUGCUUCUGAAUUUUGGAGUAUACACUAAUUGCUAAAACUUCUCUGUAACUUAAAAAGGAAAUCAAAUAUGAUAGCCUCCUUGGCAAUUUUGUGUGAAUAAUUCUUAAAUGCUAUGCUUUUGAAGACUUGAGCAGGAUUAAUUCUUUUAGAUUAUCCCAACUUUUACAGGAGCUGUAAGAAAUCUAUUGAUGGAUGUUGAUACUAAUUUUAUAAUAGUAAAAAGCUUGUUUGUAA